AUGUCUACUGGCAAUGUCGUUGAUGCAACUCCUACUCCUCUUGAAACUCCUAUUUCUGGUGGUAACAAUGACACUACUCAAGGUGGUAACAACGGUGCGAGUGAUCAACAGCAUCCAGGAACAACUUCCGGUGAACAAGGUUCUGGUAAUCGCCGAUCCUUGUCACCGGAAUCUGGGCAAAGUCGAGUUCGAACGCUUGGGAAUGCCCCAGUUUCUAUCGCUGCCCUUGCUGCUUGCAACAAGCCAAUCGAAGACUUUCGUGCCUCAAACAUCUCAAAAGCCACAGCACUUAGCCGAAUCUACACCACACUCACCGACGCAUUACCAGCAGACCCGACAGGAGUCGAAGAGGCCUUUGCGCGCUAUAUCGUCAUCCUUGAAAACCACGAACACCACCUUUCCGAAGCCGAAUGCCGCAGCAAUAGGCAACGUUCGAAAUCACCUGUUGAAGAGCAAUUUGAUGAGGAGGAACUGUCUCGCCCAACGAAACGUGCAAAACCUGAUGAGUCUCAAUACCCAUGGGUUGUCUCAGAUUUCAUACAUUCGGUCACUUUAUCCCCUUCCCUCACAGCUUCACUCAACCUCCUCAAACUGUAUUCAGUCGACCCUAAGGGCACGAAGCGAUCCCUCAUCAACUCACCCACAUGCCCUGAAUUCCCAGACUCCGAAUGGACGAACAUUCUUGCGGGUCGCGCUGUCAACCUCGACACGGUACUUACAGGUUAUUACUCGACAUCCAAUAACGACGAGCGCAUUGAGUCAAUCGGUGAUCUCGAUAUCAAAUUUGGAACCGUUGCCCCAACCAAAAUUGUUUCAAGUGCGGGGGAGUGGACAAUCGCUUGGAAUAGAGCAUCUCGCGCAACGUCAAUGGCUUUCCCUCAUCGUGCGGGAGAACUGGCCGACUAUGCUGAGUACAUCAUCGCACUUUUUGCAGCAACUGAUAUCCUGUUCCAUGACCGAGUUAUUCUUUUCGACAAGGCUGUUCGCCGUCGUGUCGGCAGCCGACGUGAUCUCGAGCUCACUCAUUUCGACAAAUUUGCCGAUCUUAGAACCGCACACAUGGAUUCCAUUGGUGCAGCUGUUGUGCAACGCUUACCUAUCUCAAAGGUACCCUCGACUUCACGCAAGAAACAGGAGGCAUGCAACCGAUGGAAUGAGGGGCUGUGCUUGCUUGAUGGCAGCCAGUGUCGUCGACUCCAUGUUUGCAACAAGUGCUCCAAGGGUGGCCACAAAGGACCUGAGUGCCCGUCCUCCCAGUAA
Messenger RNA from Laccaria bicolor S238N-H82, 1260 nucleotides. RefSeq lists its product as uncharacterized. Gene Ontology annotation, molecular function: metal ion binding. The coding region runs from base 1 to 1260 and encodes 419 amino acids. The transcript has a single exon. Lineage: Eukaryota; Fungi; Basidiomycota; Agaricomycetes; Agaricales; Hydnangiaceae. The record is from RefSeq and is a predicted model, not a curated record.